Saccharomyces cerevisiae S288C is the source of this 261-nucleotide messenger RNA. It is a transcript of the gene OST5, whose product is annotated as dolichyl-diphosphooligosaccharide--protein glycotransferase subunit. The coding region runs from base 1 to 261 and encodes 86 amino acids. Lineage: Eukaryota; Fungi; Ascomycota; Saccharomycetes; Saccharomycetales; Saccharomycetaceae. The record is from RefSeq and is marked reviewed. The transcript is spliced from 2 exons. Gene Ontology annotation, cellular component: oligosaccharyltransferase complex; endoplasmic reticulum membrane.
AUGACUUAUGAACAAUUAUACAAAGAGUUCCAUUCCUCAAAGAGCUUCCAGCCAUUUAUCCACUUAGACACUCAACCAAAAUUUGCAAUUUGUGGUUUAAUCGUUACAUUAGCUGUAUUAUCAUCUGCCCUGUUCGCCGUCGGUUCUAAAUCUUCAUACAUUAAGAAACUCUUCUUCUACACAAUUUUAAGUGUAAUUGGCAGCUUGUUUGCUGGCUUGACCACUGUUUUUGCUUCGAAUUCUUUCGGUGUCUACGUCUAG